AUGGAUUGGCAUUAUGGGGGCCCCCUUGAGGGGCCCUUAGGGCCCAUAAGGGGGCCCUCAGGGUCCCCAUCUUCAAGGGUACGGGGUCGUUCUGCUGCUACUCGUCCUCUUAGACCUGAUGAUAGUCUUAUAACAAAUAUAUUAAAUGGUAAGAAAAGUUACUGGGAGGCACUAGACGAUUUACGUAGAUUAAUAGGGGAAUUAACAAGAGAAAAUGAUAUAUUAAAGGAUAAAACAGCAGCGCAGCAGAGUUUGCUGCAGCAGCGCAGCAGUGCAUAUAGACAAGAGAGAAGACAGCAGCAACAGCAGCAACAAAAACAGCAACAAAAAAUGUCUGAGGCUAUGCAAUCCUUAAAAGAAGAGAAUGCUGUAUUAAGGAAGCAAGCAGCAGCAGCAGCAGCAGCAAAACAAGAUCUGCAGCAGCUGGCGCAGCAGCUAGAGCAGCAAAGAGCAGAGAGCGAACAAAAGAGUAAUAUAUUAUCAUUAAAGCAGCGUCAAUUAACAGCAGCAAAAGAAGCAGCAGAGCGCAGCAGUGCAGCAGCAAGAGGAUUAGCAGAGAGAGCAGAAGGACUGCAGCAGCAGCUAGCAGCAGCAGCAGCAAAAAAAAAUAUGCUUCUUAGUAGAGUAAAAAGGGAAAUAAAAGAUUUAAGAGAUUCAGCAGCAGCAGCAAAAGCAGCAUUUGAGGAAGAAUUAGCAAAAACAGAAGAAAGAGCAGCAGCAGCAGAGAAAGCAGCAGCAGCACAAGUAGCAGCAAAAGAUAGGCAAUUACGUUUGCUGCAGCAAGCAGCAGCAGCAGAUCAAUCACAAGUAUCUUAUAGUAUAAAAAGACAAGAAGAAUUAGAAAGACAAUCAUCUAAAUUACGUUUGAUGCUGCAGCAGCAGCAGGAGCGUGCUGCAGCAGAUGCAGCAAAUAGCAGCAACACUAUACAGGAACUAGAAAGACAAUUAACACAAGAAAAAAAAAAUAAAGAAAAAAUUAAUCAGGAAUUUAAUUUAAUUAAAAAUAAUUUUCUUCUUAUUAAACAACAAAAUGAUAAAACAGAAGAACAAAUUAAAUUAUUACAAAAAGAACAAAUUAAACAUCAAAGUCUGUUGAAGGAGGCGGAAAGAGAAGCAGCAGCAGCAGUAGCACGGGAAGCAGACGUAGCAGCAGAACGUCAGCAGCUGCAGCAAGAGUUGGCAGCAGUGCGUGAAGCAGCAGCAGCAGCAGCAGCAGCCGAUCGGCAGCAGCGUGAGGAAUUAAAGAAGGCAUUAGAGGAAGAUGCAGCAGCAGCAGAGCGUCAGCUAGCGAAAACAACAGCAGAGUUACGUGUUGAGAGAACCAAGACAGCCCAGUUGCAGCUGCAGCAGCAGCAACAGCAGCAGCAGCUGCAGAAGCUCAAGGAAGCAGAGACGCAGCUGCAGCAAAUCGCCAUCCCCUUCGCUCGUAUAAAGUCUGCAUUUGCUGCUGUGUCUGGGCAGGUUGCUGCUGAAGGGCCGCAGCUUGCUGCUGCUGUCUGUAAAACUCUGCACGAAUUCGCUGAAGCAAAACAAGAACUACAGGCACAAGAGGCCGCAUUGGGCACUUUGCAGCAGCAGGUGAAUGACCUGCAGCAGCAACUACAAACAGCAGCAGCAACAACAGCAGAACUAGCAAAGACACGAGAGGAGCUGACGCAAAUAAGAGCAGCAGGAGAAGCAACAACAGCAGAGUUAAGGAAGCUAGGGGAUCAGCAUGCAGUUUUGCUGCUAGAGAAAGAUAGAAUGGAGAAGCAGCACAGCAGCAAGAUGCAGCAGAUGCAGCAGCAAAUGGAAGACACAGAGCAACAGCUCAAGAAAGCAGCAGCAGCUGCUGCUGCGGCAGCAGCAGAGAUGCAGCAACAGCUGCAGCAGCAGCUCGAUAAUGCAACACAGAGAGCAAAUAUGCUGCAGCAGCAAUGUGAUGAGACGGAGCAUGCCUUGCAAGAGGCACACAGACAAGCUGACAGUGCAGCAGCAGCAGCAGCAGAAGCAGCAGCAGCUGCUGCUGCUGCACUGCAGCAGCGGGAAGCAGCACUGGAAGACCUGCAGCAGCAGCUGCAGCAGCGCCAGAAAGAGUUGGCUGCUGCUCAGACACAAAUGCAUGCAGAUGCAGAAGCAGCAACAGAAAGAGAAAAGAAGCUGCGUAGGGAGCAGCAGGAGCUGCAGGACCAGCUGCAGCAGCUAACAACAGCAAAGGAAGCAACAGCAACAAAAGCGACGCGACUGCAGCAAGAGUUAGAGCAGCAGCAACAACAGCAGCAGCAGCAAAAGCAGAAGUUAGACACUCAGCUGCAUGAAGCACAGCAGCAAAUAGAAGAAAUGGAGAGGCGUCUAAAGCAGCAGCAGCAGCAGAUGCAGCAGCAGCAGCAGCAGCAGAGUGAAGAGCAGGAAAGAAAGGAGAAGCAGAACCAACAGCAGCAGCAGGAACUGCAGCAACAGAUAGAGGAGCUGCAGCAGCAACUUAAGAAGAAGCAGCAGCAGCAACAACGCGAAGCAGAAGAUUAUAAGCAGCAGCUGCAGCAGCUGAAGCAGCAACUGGAAAAUGCUAAGAAGGCUGCAGCAGAUGAGCAGCAGCAGCACGAGCAGCAGCAGAAGCAGCAACAACAGAAGCAGCAGCAGGAGCGUCAACAGCAGCAGCAGAAGGAGGAGGAGCAGAUGAAGGCUGUUGAAGCAGCAAAAUCUGAGGCACAGCAGAAGGAGGAGGAGUUGCAGCAACUGCAGCAGCAACUUCAGCAACUGCAGCAGCAACUGCAGCAACAGCAGCAACAGCAGCAGCAGCAGCAAAAAGAAUUAGAGACUAAGACUAAUAUGAUAGAAAGCGCCAAACAAAAAUAUGCAGACUUAGCAACUAAGCACAAUGAAUUAGUAAAGAAAUUUAAUGCUGCUGUUUCUAUGGAGAAGGAGCAGCGCAGCAAGAGUGAGGAAGCAGCAACAGCAGCAGCAGCAGCAGCAGCAAUUGCUGAUGAGAAGCAACAAGAAAUAACUGCAGCACAGCAGCAAAUAGAUGCACUUAAAAAAGAAUUACAAGCAGCAAAAGAAGCAACAAAAAAAGCAGAGGAAGCAAAAAAAAAUGCAGAAAAUAAAGCUGCUGCUGCUGCUGCUGCACCUGCUGCACCUGCUGCUGCACCGGCCCAAGGCAAAGCCAAGGCUAAGGCAGCACAACUAAAACCUAAAGAAACACCUGCAGCUCCUGCAGCAGAUAAGGCAGCAGCAGCACCAGCACCAGCAGCAGCGCCUGCAGCAGCAGAAGCAACAGCAGAGCAGCAGCCGGCUGCGGAGAGUGGAGGAGGUUUCUUCUCUUGGUUUGGGGGAGGAGGAGACACGGCAGCAACAGAAGCAGCAGCAGGAGCAGAAGAAGCAGCAGCAGCAGAGCAGCAGCCUGCUGCUGAAGAAGCUGCUACCAGCGGCUGGAGCCUCUGUCAGGGCCCCCAGCCCGGGCCGUACCAGCAGCAGCAGCAACACCAGCAGCACGAGAGGCAGGAGCAGCAGCAAAAGAAUCAACAACGACAACUUAAACAAUACGAGAACAUUGUGUUGUUUCCUUUCUGUAUCCUGGGGGCCCGUGGGGGCCCCCCAGGGUCUGGGGGGCCCCCCUUUGGGCCCCUUGUGGGCCCCCCUUGGGGACCCCUGCUGCGCAGGGAGCAGCAGCUUGUGGCGGAUUUAACUCAUGAUUUCCCUAAGGAUGCCCGUCAGGUAAAUGUCUCUUCUCUCUCUCAAUUAAAUGCUUACCUUGAUUUGCUGCAGCAGCUGCUGCAGCAGCAGCAGGAGCAGCAGCUAGAAAAUAAAGUCCCCUUUGUUGGCAAAACCAUCACCUUCUUCCUCCCGCAGCAAGCUGCAGCAGCAGCAGCAGGAGCAGCAGCAGGAGCAGCAGCAGAACCCAUCGACGCGCUCGACAUUGUGCAGCGGGAACUCCGGCAGCAGCAACAACAGAAGCAACAACAGCCGCAACAGCAACAGCAACAGCAACAGCAGCAGCAAGAAGUGCAGCAGCAGCAGCAGCAGCAGCAGCAGCAGCAGCAGCAGCAGCAGCAAAGGAAGCAGAUGGUGCGACCUGUGCAUAUUCACCUCCACUCUUUGCCUUUUGAAAUUCACCGAUCACAAGUCGAAGCAAUUGUAGAAAAUUUAUAUUUGCGACUGAGGGCUGCUGCUGAUGGAGAAGAUUUGCCAACAGAGGGAGGACCAAAACCCGCGCCCCUUUUAUCCCCCAAGUACAAAGAGAGAGAUGCGAUGGCAAAUCUAUGGGAACGACAAAUAGAAGAAGUUGCAUUUAAGGAUGCUCUCUACCAACAAGACAUAAAAUAUGUGGCGUAA
Messenger RNA from Eimeria maxima, 4311 nucleotides. RefSeq lists its product as hypothetical. The record is from RefSeq and is a predicted model, not a curated record. The coding region runs from base 1 to 4311 and encodes 1436 amino acids. The transcript is spliced from 9 exons. NCBI's taxonomy places the organism in Eukaryota, Apicomplexa, Conoidasida, Eucoccidiorida, Eimeriidae.